AUGGAGCUGCUGUGCUGCGAGGUGGAUCCCAUGAGGAGAGCUCUGCCCGACCCAAACUUGCUCUACGAUGACCGCGUUUUGCACAACUUACUAACCAUAGAGGAGAGGUAUCUGCCCCAAUGCUCCUACUUCAAGUGCGUCCAGAAGGACAUCCAGCCCUUCAUGAGGAGGAUGGUGGCCACUUGGAUGCUGGAGGAAUGGGAGCUGGUGGUGCUGGGGAAGUUGAAGUGGAACCUCGCAGCCGUCACCCCGCACGAUUUCAUCGAACACAUCCUAAGGAAGCUGCCUCUACCUAAAGACAAGUUGCUUUUGAUCCGGAAGCAUGCACAAACGUUCAUUGCCCUUUGUGCCACAGAUUUUAACUUUGCCAUGUACCCACCAUCAAUGAUAGCAACUGGAAGUGUGGGAGCAGCCAUCUGUGGCCUUCAGCUCAAUGACGGGGACAGGCUCACGGACCUCCUGGCCAAGAUCACAAACAUAGAUGUGGACUGCCUUAAAGCUUGUCAAGAACAGAUCGAGGCGGUGCUAGUAAACAGCCUUAGGCAAGUCCGGCAGCAGCAACAGCAAAGCAAUCCUUCUAAGACGGUGGAUGAACUGGACCAGGCCAGCACUCCCACAGAUGUGAGAGAUAUCGACCUGUGAGGACAUCGGCACAGAAAGUCACGCUUGCUCCCCCAGCCCUUUUAUUUUUGUUACUAUUUUUAGAGUGAAAUAUUUUUUUUUAAUCUGCUCCCACAUAGAACGUAUUUAAAGCUCUUUUAGUUAAAAAAAAAAUACAAAAACUGAAUAAUGAAAAAAAAGCAUUUGGUGCCUGUGAUGUUCUACAGAAGGGAAUCCCACAAUAUAUUUGGUAAUUGCUAUUUGAUUAUGUAUCAGUGAUAUUAAAUGCUUAUAAAAGCAUACGAAGUAGCUAGAUAAAUGUAAGCCUGCAUUUGUGGGAACAAAGUAGAGUAUACUUGUCUGUGUAUUAUGACCUAGUGCAUACACCCCUUUUUUAGAUUUAAGAAAGGAAUCGUGUGUGCGAUUUUAUGGCUUGACUAGAUUGCAAAGCAAUAGAAUAAGGGGUUUAGGGCAAAGUGGGAAAAGCUCCCUGAAGCAAUUGAACCAUUUUGAAUGCAGAAGAGAUUUGCUGAUCUGUCACCUCUGUUAUUAGUCAGAAGUGUUUGUUGGAUCUCUGUAUGUUAGUUUUGUUUACUCUUGCUGUCUGUGGUAGCUGCUACCUAAGAAAGAAGAUGCUUUAUUUUGCCAGCCAGAAGAG
Molecule: messenger RNA, 1258 nt
Organism: Charadrius vociferus (killdeer)
Lineage: Eukaryota; Metazoa; Chordata; Aves; Charadriiformes; Charadriidae
Gene: CCND2
Product: cyclin D2
Exons: 4
Coding region: 1-642 (213 amino acids)
Source: RefSeq, a predicted model, not a curated record